GGUCUUACUCCAUUACACACAUCUAUCUUCAUGCCUCGGAACUUGGCUCCUCUUCUUUCUAACGAUUAUAGGAAAGGGAGGUUUUGUCUCCAAACCAGGAUGCAUUUCCCUUCCCCUGGGUGCCUCACAAGCAGUAUCCAUGGAGAUGGGCUCAGAGUUCACAGUCAUGUGGCUUGCAGCACUGCUCUACCGAAGCCAGCGCCGUCUUGGGCUUGCUGGGCCCAAGUCGAGACAGGUGGAGCGCACCAGAUUGCGAUUCCUCUGCACUUGAUCCUGCAAUCUACCCUUGAUGAGCCAAUUGUCAAGAUAAGGAUAGACCUGGAUCCCUCAAUGUCUCAGCAUAUGGAGUGCAACGUCACAGAUGGAAAGAUGAAAAUAAGCAUCCUUGAGGUCAAGAGCAGCGUACCACUCUCCCGGAUCCACGGAGGGACUGAUGGAGGCCAGGGAGACCAUGCAGCACUUCAACUUCUUGAGAUAUGUGGUGAGCGGUACCUCGUGAAGGACCUUCUUCCUGGAGAUUGCUGCUGGGAACGUGGAGAUCAGUACCACCCCAGAGAUUGUUUAUGGAGUCUGAGAGAUGAGGAUCUGCACCGUGAAGCCAGUGGAUGGGAAGACGAUCGGUGCCAGGCAUAUGGUGACUGAUAUCUCCCUCAGAGCCACCCAUGUUUAAUGGACGGAGACUACGAACGCAGUGCCGGUGAUCUAGGUCUGCCAAUCGGAGACUGCUGUGGAGACGGAGAUCUCGGUCAUGGACACAGGGAAUUCUGCCUCAGCUCCAGGGACUGAUGGCAUUUGCCAGUCCUCUGGGGGGGCUCUUAUGGCAGGCUUGCCCUUGUAGGGAGCCUUCACCAGAUCCAAUGCCAUGCACGGUGCUGGCAGCGCCAGAAGGGCUCUCUGCUCCCUGGUCACUGGGAGGGCCUGGGAAGACAGUGGCCCAAUAGUUAGUUUGGGUCCUGUGCCAUUCCCAGAGCCGGCCCCAGGGUUUUUGCCACCCCCUUGGACUCAACAAAAUACGUCUGAAGACCAUAUUUUUUCCCUUUGAAAUAUACCAGAGUGUAUCAGAUAUCA
Molecule: messenger RNA, 1068 nt
Organism: Mauremys mutica (yellowpond turtle)
Lineage: Eukaryota; Metazoa; Chordata; Testudines; Geoemydidae
Exons: 5
Coding region: 31-642 (203 amino acids)
Source: RefSeq, a predicted model, not a curated record